GCUCUUUAGUCUUAGUGGACAAUUUCUAAUCUCACGUUUAAAAAAUGAAAUUACAUAUGAAACGUGUACCACAAGAAAAAUAAUAAAAUAUAUAAAGGGAGACGCGAACGCUACUACUUCAACUUUUUAAAACUUUUAAUCUUUAUCAAGAUCCCAUCUUUAAAUUGAUAUGAGCUCAUUUGCCAUUUCAAAUUUCAACAAUUUAGCAUGGCAAGAGUCUUUUCCUUCAUCAAUGGUUCCACGAGCCUUUCUACUCCACUUAGUUGUUCAUCAUCUUCAUCAUGUUACAGACCAAUGGUAGUUAGAAUGUGCCAAAAUCAAUCUUAUUGGGCUUCAAUUGAAUCUGACAUAGAAGCCCAUCUUAAGAAAGCCAUCACAAUUAGGCCUCCUGAAUCUGUCUUUGAGCCCGUGCAUUACUUAACCUUUGCAACACCCAAGUCCACAGCACCAGCCUUGUGCAUUGCAGCCUGUGAGCUGGUUGGUGGUGACAGAGCCCAAGCCAUGGCUGCAGCAUCAGCAAUACAUCUCAUGCACGUGGUAACUUACACCCACCAACACAUGCAGUCAACGCUGAAGGAGUCAGGGCCAACUAUUGGACGCAAAAAAAUUGAUGCUGAAUUACAAGAUGAAGAUGUGAGCCCGGCCCGUAAAAACUCGGAUGAGAUUUUGAGGGCUACUGGGCCCGAGCUAGAGCUUGCCAAUGAACACAAGUUCGGCCCGAAUAUUGAGCUCCUCACGGGAGAUGGGAUCAUGCCCUUUGCUAUUGAGUUGCUAGCUAAAGACAUGAGCCCGGCCCGGAAUAACUCGGACAAGAUCUUGAGGGUCAUAGCUGAGGUGACACGUGCCAUCGGGUCACAAGGGAUGCUAGAAGGGCAGUAUCGGGAGAUAGAAUGGGCUCGAUCAGGCAACGGAAACGAGAAACUGUUGGAAUACGUGUGCAAGAAGAAAGAAGGGGAGAUUCAUGCAUGUGGAGCUGUUUGUGGUGCAAUUUUAGGGGAUGGAAGUGAUGAAGAAGUAGAAAGCUUGAGGAAAUAUGGGCUUUAUGUUGGAAUAAUACAAGGAAUAAUAAAUGGAGUAGGAAGAAAUUACAACAAAACAAUGGAGAAAAGGGUGGAUGAACUGAGAGUGUUGGCCAUGAAGGAAUUGAAUACCACAAGUUUCAAAGGGAAGAAAUUAGUGAGGCCGAUUGCUAGUCUUCUUGAAGAUCUUUUCGUGCCUCUAUCAAAAUGUGAUCUUGUUUAGAUUUUCAUUGAACUACAUAUUUAAUUUAAACUAUAAAAUGGUGUAACUUGUCUACUUUUCAACAAGUUGAGUGGGUGAUAUAUUCAUUUAAAUGUUGUAAUUUGGUCAUUUCAAGUCAAACACAUUACUUUACUUUACUACGUUAGAAGAGUCGGUUGGAGCAAGAAUCGUCGUCCGUCCUUGCUACAACAUUGGGUGUAGGUCCCACCUCAAUUUCCUAUGCAAGCUUUUUGAACUAACCUGUUUACUUUUGUAACAAUGUGGGUCAGCUGAAUUUAUUUAAGUAUCAAUAUGUUAUGGUUUUGCUUAAUAAGCUUUUUA
Lycium barbarum (goji berry) is the source of this 1563-nucleotide messenger RNA. Its product is annotated as heterodimeric geranylgeranyl pyrophosphate synthase small subunit, chloroplastic-like. NCBI's taxonomy places the organism in Eukaryota, Viridiplantae, Streptophyta, Magnoliopsida, Solanales, Solanaceae. The coding region runs from base 208 to 1242 and encodes 344 amino acids. Gene Ontology annotation, biological process: isoprenoid biosynthetic process. Gene Ontology annotation, molecular function: prenyltransferase activity. The record is from RefSeq and is a predicted model, not a curated record. The transcript has a single exon.